Aspergillus affinis is the source of this 1821-nucleotide messenger RNA. RefSeq names its product putative monooxygenase. Lineage: Eukaryota; Fungi; Ascomycota; Eurotiomycetes; Eurotiales; Aspergillaceae. The transcript is spliced from 5 exons. Gene Ontology annotation, molecular function: FAD binding; 3-(3-hydroxyphenyl)propionate hydroxylase activity. The record is from RefSeq and is a predicted model, not a curated record. Bases 1 to 1821 code for a protein of 606 amino acids. Gene Ontology annotation, biological process: 3-(3-hydroxy)phenylpropionate catabolic process.
AUGUCGACCGACAAGCCAUGGGAGACCACGGAUAUUCUCAUCUGCGGCUGCGGCCCAACAGGAGCAAUGCUCUCGGGCUACUUGAAUAUAAUGGACGUCCGCAAUAUCGUCUUGGAGAAGGAAGCCCAGAUCACUACUGAUCCGAGGGGAAUCGCUCUUGACGAUGACGGGAUAAGAUACCUGCAGGGUUUAGGUCUUUACCAACAUGUGUUCGGCGAUAUAGGCUCUUUCUUGCAGACGAAGGGGUAUACCGGACAUGCUUGGAUGAUUACCCACAAGCAGCCUAUCCUUGAAAAGCAUCUACGAUCCGUCAUUCAAGGGUCCCGGUUUUCCACAUUGAGGACCGAUUGCACGUUAAGCUCCAUCCGAGAAGAUGAGGAGUGGGUAUAUGCCUCCUAUGUUAAUUCGAAUGGAAGCGAAAAAUAUGUACGGGCGCGUUUCCUUGUCGGAGCCGACGGUAAGACGGGCUUUGUCCGAAAGCAUUACUUGGAGCCUCGGGGUGUUAAGAUGGAGUGGGCUGAGCAAAGCCACUAUGAAGAGACCUGGGUUGCGCUGAAUUGGGAAAUCCGUCUACCCACGAGAGAAACGCAUCCCGACUUCGCACUAUGGGAACAUGACUACACCCCAGAGGAGGUCUACAAUCUUUUCUUUCCCCGGGAGUUUCGGUUCCUUUGUAACCCAUCUCGGGCUGCCGUGUGCACGCGCUUCGGACAGCACAAGGACAGGCUAUGGCGAUUUGAAUUUGUCGUUCAACCCGGAGAGGAUCCAGAAGAGAUGGCGCAGGAACAUAGGGUAAAAGAAGUGGUUCUCCCCUAUCUACGACAUCAUGGUAGACGAUAUGGGUUGACCAAGGACGUCGAGUUCCCGGAGGACUGCAUUCGUGUCCUUCGCUCGAGACCAUUCCGGUUCGCUGCCCGUAAAUGCAACAAAUGGGCUCUCGGGCGAGUAAUACUAUGCGGCGAUGCUGCGCAUGUCUUCCCUCCAUUCGCCGGUCAAGGGAUCGCAUCUGGAUUCCGCGAUGCCAUUGGCCUCGCCUGGCGUCUUGCCAUAAUAAUGCGGUCUAAAUCAAGUCAGGUCGCUGUUGAAAAACACCUGACAGCAUGGUACACCGAGCGUCAACAGCAAUUCCAAACAUCGCUAAACAACACCCUACGAAACGGCCAGCUCGUCAGCAGCAAGAACCCGGUGCAGAACUUUAUCCGCGAUUGGGCUCUCUGGGUAAUGCGGUUUAUUCCGAGCCUCGAGCAUCGGUUGCAGCUUGGUCCGAAGCUCGAGGGUCCUGUGCAAUAUUCUCACGAGGCUGGGAUGCCAUUUCUGCCUGGCUUCAAUGGUGGAGUGUAUUUUCCGCAGAUCUACUGCGUGAAGCUUGGGGCUCACGAACCGGACGUGCUUUUUACAGAUGAUGUCAUUUUUUCCAAAGGGAAAGCAAACCUAUUCCAGGUCGUGGUCUUGCUAGGUUCGUCGGCAGAACUUCCGUCAGCCAUGGCAGAACUCGACGGAAUUGACCAAAUCAGUGGUCAUUUGGGGGCAAAAGAAUCGACAAUGCUCGUGCCGGAGCCCCCCAGCGACUCGUCUAUUUGCAUUACUACGGGAGACUUCACCGUCUAUCGAGCCGCCACCGCGGACGAAUUUGCUCGGUCUGAGCUAUGCUCUGGACGACCCACACCGCGCGGUUACGAUCCGUCUCAGAUGCGGCGGAUGUUUCAGUCGAAGCGGUAUGUGAUUGUGAGACCGGAUCGCUUUGUCUACGCGGCCUGUGCCACGAGGACUGAACUGGAGCAAGCUGCGAGGGGGAUUGUUGAGCUGUUUCCCUUAGAAUGA